Molecule: messenger RNA, 1767 nt
Organism: Eruca vesicaria subsp. sativa (arugula)
Lineage: Eukaryota; Viridiplantae; Streptophyta; Magnoliopsida; Brassicales; Brassicaceae
Source: the annotation of a GenBank genome assembly
AUGGGUAGUCAUGGGGAUAAAGAAAGAGGCAAUGUUCUGAUUAGGGCCAUACUGUUGGGUCUCUUAAGCAUUGUGUGUGUGAAUGGUACUAUCAUAAACUACAAAGAAGCCCUAACCAAAUCCCUAAUCUUCUUGGAGGCUCAAAGAUCAGGCAAACUCCCUCCUAAUAAUAGGGUUCCGUGGAGAGGUGAUUCUGCUCUUGAUGAUGGCAAACUCGCAAAUGUGGAUUUGGUGGGAGGGUACUAUGACGCAGGAGACAAUGUGAAAUAUGGUCUUCCAAUGGCGUUCACGAUCACAACGCUAGCUUGGUCCACCAUUUACUAUGAGAAAGAACUCCAAGCCGCUGGAGAGCUCGAAAACGCUCGUGCCGCAAUCCGCUGGGGCACCGAUUAUUUCCUCAAAUGUGCUUCUCGCGAGAACCGCCUCUAUGUUCAGGUCGGAACCAAAUAUGUAGGUGAUCCACACGCGGAUCAUAAGUGUUGGGCAAGGCCUGAGAACAUGCAAACGCCAAGGACAGUGUUACAGAUAUCUGACAAAGAUCCUGGGACAGAAAUCGCGGCUGAAACUGCUGCUGCACUAGCCGCUUCCUCCAUCGUUUUCCGCCAUAUCGACCACAUGUACUCUCACCAGCUCCUCAACAAAGCCAAAUUGGUAUGCUUAUCAAUAUAUACAUAUUUUGCACAUGUACAUCAUAUUUCUAUUUCUAAUAUUAAUUCUCUCUCUCUCUUUUUUAUUAAUAUGUUUUUGUUCAUAAUCAAUUUUGACACAAAUCUGAAGGACGAGUUACUAUGGGCGGCAACAUGGCUAUACAAAGCAACAAAGAUUGAGGUGUACCUUAGCUAUCUCAAAUUUGAAGCCAUAAGUGCUUACGUCUCAGAGUUUAGCUGGGAUCUCAAAUACGCCGGUGCGCAGAUCCUCAUUCUUGAGAUGAUAUUCGAAGGGGAAAAAGGACUUGACCUAUACAAACAACAAGCUGAUAGUUUUAUCUGCUCAAAUAUACCUGAUAGUCAGUACCACCAAGUCUUCACUACCCCAGGUGGUCUGAUUCACUUGAGGGAUGGAGCCAACACUCAAUAUGUCACGGCAACAGCCUUUUUGUUCUCGGCCUACGCCGAUAUUCUCCAGAAAUACAAUCAAAAGAUCUCUUGCGGAAGCAAACAAUUUGAUUCGACACAUCUCAUGGCUUUCGCCAAAAAACAAAUUGACUACAUAUUAGGGCAUAACCCAAAAGGAAGAUCGUACAUGGUUGGGUUCGGACCAAACCCGCCAAUGCAAGCCCACCACAGAGGAGCCUCGGUGCCACUGGCUGAAGCUAACGAGCCGUUAAGCUGCCCAAUGAGCUUUGUGAAAUGGUUCAACAUAAACAAGCCUAACGCUAACGAGUUGACAGGAGCCAUCUUGGGAGGACCCGACCGUCAAGAUAAUUUUCAAGAUUUCAGGUGGACCUCUGCUUACACGGAGCCUUGCACUUACAUCAACUCUAUCGCCGUGGGUGUUCUCGCUAAGCUUGCCGCCACAGCUUAGUCAUAUAUACCAUACUUGAUGAAAUUACUUUGAUGAAAAGUAUUUAUUCUAGGUUUCCUUUCCUAAUACAUUUGCAUACGCCUGUGGCUAUAUUGUCUAUUUUCAUUCUUUUUACCUUUGUAGGUUGAUUUCAGGAAAUAUGAUUUCCCGAAAAAUGUGACAUUGAAUGGGUAUAAUGAUAAGCCCUAAUGAUUAAAUAAUAAAUAAGUGUAAUUAAUGAAUAGCCGCAAAGGUAAAUUCCUA